AUGUGUUCUGGACUCGUUGGCGGUCUUGGUUUAACUCCGAGUGCAAAUAUAGGUAUUGAUGCAAGUAUUUUCGAAGCAGUUCAUGGCUCUGCUCCUGAUAUUGCUGGACAUAAUAAAGCAAAUCCUACUGCUUUGCUUUUAUCAUCAAUUAUGAUGCUUCGUCACAUGUCGCUUUACAAAUAUGCCGAUAAAAUAGAAUCUGCUAUUUUUAACGUUCUUUCUCUUGGAAAAACAACUACUUGUGAUCUUGGAGGCCAAGCCUCUACUCAACAAUAUACACAAGCAAUUGUGGAUUCCUUGUAA
This is a messenger RNA of Pneumocystis murina B123, 303 nucleotides long. RefSeq lists its product as hypothetical. Gene Ontology annotation, molecular function: isocitrate dehydrogenase (NAD+) activity. Lineage: Eukaryota; Fungi; Ascomycota; Pneumocystomycetes; Pneumocystales; Pneumocystaceae. Bases 1 to 303 code for a protein of 100 amino acids. Gene Ontology annotation, cellular component: mitochondrion. The transcript has 3 exons. Gene Ontology annotation, biological process: isocitrate metabolic process; tricarboxylic acid cycle. The record is from RefSeq and is a predicted model, not a curated record.